Dichomitus squalens LYAD-421 SS1 is the source of this 1735-nucleotide messenger RNA. RefSeq names its product amino acid permease. NCBI's taxonomy places the organism in Eukaryota, Fungi, Basidiomycota, Agaricomycetes, Polyporales, Polyporaceae. The transcript is spliced from 14 exons. Gene Ontology annotation, cellular component: membrane. The record is from RefSeq and is a predicted model, not a curated record. Gene Ontology annotation, molecular function: amino acid transmembrane transporter activity. Gene Ontology annotation, biological process: amino acid transmembrane transport. Bases 95 to 1735 code for a protein of 546 amino acids.
GGUGAGAGCAGCUCUCGACGUGCUACUCGUCUGCUCGGCGCCGGAAUCUUGUCGUCUCUCCGCCACAAUCUUCCCCUCUGAGGCUACCGCAACCAUGUCCGUCGAAAACGAGAAAGAAGGGUCGCUCACCGUCAGGAAGGCCCCAGAGUCCGUUUCGUCAGACUUUGAAGGGGAAGCAGGUCAAAAUGUCCUCCGCCGAAAGAUGAAAAACCGACAUAUUGCCAUGAUCAGCAUUGGAGGCAUCAUUGGCACUGGUCUAUUCCUCGGCACGGCAAGUGCGUUGCAAAGUGGUGGGCCUGUCGGCAUGCUGCUUGGAUACAUUGUCGUCGGGUCUUUAUGCUACACAGUCAUGGUUUCUCUGGGAGAGAUGGCAGCGUUCCUGCCUGUACCUGGAGGACACCUCACAUUCGCGGAACGAUUCGUGGACCCGGCCCUGUCAUUCUCUCUGGGCUGGCUAUACUGGUACAACUGGACGAUUAUCCUCCCGGCGGAGCUAAGCGCUGCAUCUGUCGUAAUCAGUUACUGGAACAAGACAGUGAAUCCUGCCGUCUGGAUUACGAUGUGCCUCAUAGUCGUGCUAUUGAUCAACGUCUUCGGCGUCGGUGUAUACGGGGAGGCCGAGUUCAUCUUCGCAUCCAUAAAGGUCAUCACCAUCACUGGGUUGAUCAUCCUCGGUAUUGUCCUCGACUUGGGUGGUGGCCCCAGUCACGACCGCAUUGGCUUCCGGUACUGGAGAAAUCCUGGGCCGUUCGUGCAGUUCGAUGGCAUUUCGGGGAUCAAAGGACAGUCCCUUGGAUUCGUUGCUGUCAUGUUGCAAGCAGCGUUCUCGUUCAUAGGAACGGAGGUCGUGGCGAUCGCUGGGGCAGAGGUCAAGAACCCACUGAGAAGCAUUCCAAAAGCCAUUCGCAAUGUCUACAUCAGGCUGCUCUUGUUCUAUGUCGGCGGUGUUGCUAUCAUCGGCCUAUUGGUUCCAUCAACCGACGAGAGGCUGAACAUCGCCGACGGAACAGCGGCCGCUUCACCAUUUGUAAUUGCCAUAAACAACGCUGGAAUCAAGGUUCUUCCCUCAAUUAUCAACGCGGUCAUCCUCACGUCGGCAUGGUCUGCAGGAAACAGUCAGCUAUACGUCAGUUCCCGUGCACUCUACGGUCUGGCGUUGAACGGCAAUGCCCCAAAAAUCUUCUUGAAGGUUACUCAUUACGGCCUACCGUGGGUAGCAUUGUGUACGUCCGCCUCCUUCGCUUUGCUGGCGUACAUGGGUAUCCAAAGCGGUAGUGGGAAGGUUUUCGGCUGGUUUGCGAACAUGUGCGCUGUGGCAGGCCUCUCCAGUUGGCUCGGAAUUGCGAUCACCUAUCUGCGAUUUUACCGCGGUCUUCUGGUUCGAGGCAUUGACCGGAAGAGACUACCCUACCGCUCGCCUUUCCAACCGUUUACCGCAUGGUACGCUGCCGUCGGUUGUGCUGUGGUCAUCUUAUUCAGUGGAUGGUCUGUCUUUCUCAAGGGACAUUGGCGCACCGACACGUUUGUGACAAACUACUUCCCAAUUGCUGCGUUCUGCGUGCUAUAUGCCGGCGCAAAGCUGUGGACGCGCAUACCCUUCAUGCCGUAUGCCGAGAUGGACUUCAAGUCAGGGCUUCAAGAAGUAUUGGACGCGUCCUACGAAGAGCCCAAACCACGCAAUUGGAUCGAGCGCUUCUGGCAAUGGCUAAAGCGGCGCACAAUGACGCAGACGUGA